CUGUGUGUUACGGCUUUCCUGGGACUGGUUGUAGGUGCCAUUUUCUUUGGACUUAAAGAAGACUCUGCCGGACUACAGAACAGAGUGGGUGCAAUGUUCUUUCUGACCACCAACCAGUGUUUCAGCAGCAUCUCAGCUAUUGAACUCUUUGUUGGGGAAAAAAAGAUAUUUACACAUGAAUAUAUCAGUGGGUACUACAGGACAUCUGCAUAUUUCAUCUCAAAGCUAAUGGUUGAUUUAAUACCCAUGAGGACUAUACCAAGCAUCAUCUUCACCUGUAUAAUUUACUUCAUGUUAGGUUUGAAACCAACAGCAGAAGCCUUCUUGACGAUGAUGUUCACCCUUACAAUGGUGUCCUACACGGCCACUUCCAUGGCACUAGCCAUUGCAGCAGGACAGAGCGUGGUUGCUGUAGCAAACCUGCUGAUGACUAUCGCGUUUGUUUUUAUGAUUAUUUUCUCUGGGUUGCUGGUCAAUCUCACAAGCAUCAUGUCCUGGCUCUCCUGGCUCAAAUACUUUAGUAUCCCUCGAUACGCCAUGACAGCUUUACAAAUCAAUGAAUUGACUGGUCUGAAUUUUUGCAGCAGCAGCAGCAACACCACAGAUGUAAUCAGCAACGAUAACUAUCAACAGAGAAGCCGGCCGUGGUGUACCGGAGAUGAAUAUCUGAAAAAUCAAGGUAUUGAUGCGAGUUGCUGGGGCCUGUGGCAGAACCACCUGGCUCUCGCCUGCAUGACAGUAAUAUUCCUCACCAUUGCCUACCUGAAACUGCACUUCAUGAAGAAGUUCUCUUAA
Molecule: messenger RNA, 795 nt
Organism: Cariama cristata (Red-legged seriema)
Lineage: Eukaryota; Metazoa; Chordata; Aves; Cariamiformes; Cariamidae
Product: ATP-binding cassette sub-family G member 2-like
Exons: 7
Cellular component (GO): plasma membrane
Molecular function (GO): ABC-type transporter activity
Source: RefSeq, a predicted model, not a curated record